AUGGAGUUGAUUGUUAAAUUAGCCAAGUCACUUCUCUUUAGGAAAUUAAUUGAAGGUUAUGUUCUUUGCACUACCAAGGGCUUAUAUAAAUUUGUGAUACACAAGGGUGUAGAAUUUGAACUUAUUGAGGUCCCAUUAGAUGAUGGAAUGGCACAUAUGGCACCUAGAAGCUUUUUCGGGGUAGAGGAUUUUCUUGAUGAUGACAAUAGCCGACCUUACACUUACCAAAAAGGGAAGAAGUCAAAGAAUCCAAACAAACACAUAUCAUUCAAACAAAGAACAAUUGCUUACAUGGAGCCCUUUACACUUGAUGUGUUUAUCUCAAAACGCUUUGUAUCAGCUUCACUUACUCACAGGGUGACAAGCAAACAGGUUGCCGUUGCUGGUACCAACUCCAAGGACAUAAAAGCUGUUCUUAGGUCUCGUUCAGACAUACCAGCAUGCAUAGCCAUUGGUAGGAUUUUGUCUGAAAGAGCAAGAGAAGCAGAUGUUUACACUGCUUCCUAUACUCCAAGGGACAGGGACAAGUUUGAAGGCAAAAUCAGAGCUGUAGUUCAAUCACUUAUUGAUAAUGGGAUUGACAUCAAGCACUGA
Molecule: messenger RNA, 594 nt
Organism: Sphenostylis stenocarpa
Lineage: Eukaryota; Viridiplantae; Streptophyta; Magnoliopsida; Fabales; Fabaceae
Source: the annotation of a GenBank genome assembly